AAGAUGGCAUGAAAGAAGAGUGAUGAUCAUCGCAGUGUGGCGCGGUGACUCGGCACAAUGCAUUUGCAAGCUCGCUGCUUUUUUCAUGCCUGAUGCGCGCCCGGCAAAAAAGAAAUCAAUCAGCAAGUUCAAGGCUCGGCGCUCAUUGGUCGUACCUUUGCAAAUAACGCCCAUUAGCUGCUUCUUAGCGAGUAUAAAAGUUGCUGGCUCGCAGUUCUCAGUCACCAGUCAGUCAGCCAACCUGUCCCUGAAGAUGAAGGCUCAGCUCGUCCUUUUCGCCGCCCUUGUGGCCGUCGCGUUCGCACAGACCUACACAGACAAAUUCGACAACAUUGACCUCGAUCAAAUCCUCAAGAGCGACCGCCUCAUCCUCAACUACUACAAAUGCCUGAUGGGAACUGGCAGCUGCACUGCUGACGGAAGGGAACUCAAAAAGAACCUUCCUGAUGCCCUGGCAAACGACUGCGAAAAAUGCACUGCGAAGCAGAAGUUGGGAACUGAAAAGGUGCUGGAGCACUUGAUCGAAAAGAAGGCCGACCUUUUCGCUGAUCUGGAGAAGAAAUACGACCCCAAGGGAGAUUACCGCAAGAGAUACAACGCCAAUAAGAAGAACUAAAUCACCUGAGAACCCGAUUAACGCCGAUAUUUAAACAAUGAGGAUUUUUAACGUUUCGAUGUAUUUUGAAAGUAAGAUUUUUAUAAUAAAAUUUUAAAAUACAAAA
Molecule: messenger RNA, 722 nt
Organism: Cloeon dipterum
Lineage: Eukaryota; Metazoa; Arthropoda; Insecta; Ephemeroptera; Baetidae
Product: ejaculatory bulb-specific protein 3-like
Exons: 2
Coding region: 23-616 (197 amino acids)
Source: RefSeq, a predicted model, not a curated record